CAGUCUCAAAAUUAUAGACGCCUUGGUAUACGUGUCAUUCAAAUAGCAUCCUAAGUGUGAAAGUUCGACGAUGGACUGUGCGCUAGAGGACUUCGGAUCAGAUCGAAGAUCAUUCGGAAAUGGUAAAACAACGUGAUGAUGUUAUUAAUUCGUUGAUUUAACAGCGACGUUUAACCACUGAAAAACGCCCGUUCGUCGCUCCACUUAUUAUGAUGGAUGCCUGACAACGGGCCAAAACCUAACCGAUUCCUGGUUUCAGUUCUGAACCCUCAUAAGCAGGGUCUACUGAGGUCCAUCGUCGGCACCCAAUCGGAGUCACUCGGAACCGUCGCCGGUUAGUCCGGUUUCGGGAGCCACGUGUGUACGUCUGAUGGGUACGGGCCGACGAAACAUAAGAAUCGAGCGCUUCGGAAAAUCUUCCAGAGUCCCAGACUUACUCUAGAAGCUAUCCGGCGAAGCGCACAUGUAAUACUUGAAAAAUAUAUACUUACUCGUUAACAAGUAAUAUUAUAUGUUGCAUGAAAAAUAGCUUGCAAAAUCCGCGAAUAUCAACUCCUAUAGAAUAUAUAUUUUAUUAUAUUCAGUUAGUAUUAUUUUAAUAGUUAUACAUACACUAUGAACCAGACUGAUAAGUUUUUGAACCGAACUAAUUUAAGUUAGGUACCUACCUACCGAGUCACCGACGCUUGCUGCUAGAGGUACACAAUCAAUUAUCGCUUGAUUUUCCCUUGACCCUUGAACCUUUUUUAAUUAAUUAUAAUAGGUAGGUAUUUGUGUAAAUUAUACUAAAAACGUCCCACCGGAGGGAUAGGGUUGUCGAGGCCGGUUAUUAUUGUAUAACUGCAGUUUAAUUCGAUCAGAUAAUCUAGUUUCGUUUUUUCAUUCAGUAGAAAAUAAAGAAAUGAUAUUCUAGAAUAGAUAUCAAAAAAAAAUUUAGGCAAAUUCUAGAGGUACCUAUUCAGUCUGACAAGAAAUCGCAAUGUUUUGAAUUUCCUAAUACCUGUAGAGUAGGUUUCUAUAAUAGGUAAUUUAUUAUUUACAAAUUAAGGUCCCCACUAUGAUUCACUUAUUAGUCGAUGGUCGAUGAUCUUUGAUCACCCAAAGGGAUACAAAAAUGCUAAAUGUUAUAUGGUAUACAUGGUAUACUCAUAGAAGAUCGACAUUAGAGUUGACUAAACAGAGAUAAUAAUAUACUUGUAAAAUAAAUAUUAUAUUGUAGAUGUAUUUUAAUAUAAUAUUUAAUAUACCUACAACUCGUAUAGUGCACAAAAUAGAUUUAUCUAUUCUAUUCUCUGAUUAGAUUGUACGUGGGUUAGUCAGCCGUAAAUGAUAAGGAUCUUAUAACUAGUAUUCUUAUUGUAUUGGACACACUGUUGUCUUCAACUAGUUACUACUAUAUUACAGUUGGUACCACUAGUACAGUUGUGUUCAGCAUCAUAGAUAUGUAUAUCAAUACUAUAAUACUAUUACAAGUCUGCGACUACGACGUCAUUUCUACUUGAUAAUACCAUAGUCAAAACAUACUAAUUUUUAAAAACUCUAAUUAAUUAAUUUUAUUAUUGUCAAUUUUAACACUUGAUGAAAUUAUAUUAUACUGAUAAUUUACGGUUCUUUUUAGAGUUAAAGAAGUCAGUUGUGCUUCUGUUAACUAAUUAGUAGUUUAUUCGUAAAUACUACAAAAAAAAAGGUUUGUUUUAUUUUAUAUUAUUUGUGUUCAGUGAUCGAUCUGGAAAAAAGUAGUAUAUUAAACAUUAAAUAACUUUAGGUAAAGCAAUAUCAUAGAAUGUAAUAUAAUAUAGACAAGGUAGAAUACUAGGUAAUUGAUAAAAAUAAAUACUCCUAAGGUCAUUUCUUCCACUGUUCUUUAAAUUUGUUUUUGAUGUUAUAUUUAUUAUUGUUAAUAUUUGAUGAAUUUCACAAACAAAACAAAUAUUAUUUACUUACUCACCGGUAAAUAAUAUUUGCUUAUUAUCUAAAGCCUUAAUUACAUUGGACGAAUUUACAAGUUAUUGUUGACAAGUUUACUUACUAGUGCUUAACUUGUUCAAUCUAUCAAUCUAAUGGACUCUUGUGACAAUUUGUUUUUAUAUUUACCUAAUUAAAGUGUUAUUUUUUCCAGAAUAUCAGUUUUAUUUACUAUGUGCAUUCAACGAGAUAAAGAUGACCCGGGAGACAUAGUAUUUCCGUAUCCACUACUUGAGUUUAUUGAUUUAACAGAACUCACUGAAGAUGAAGUCCUCAAUAUAAACUUGAAUGAUAGAAACGAAGCAAAUUGGAACCCUUAUAAUCCAUUACCAUCUAGUGAUGAAGAUGAGCCGGUGAUUAUUUAAAACUUAAUAUUUAUUUUUUUGUACCUAUUGUAAUAACCUGAUAUUAAAUAUCCUGAAUUAUAUAUAAAAAAAAUGUAUUACUAAGUACUUCACACAUUAAAUGAAAAUUAUUUUCAAAAUCUAUUGAGUUAUACUGAUUAGUUUGACCAGUCAGAAAGCAGGAAGCACCAACAAAUUAGUAGCUCUAAAAAUAUAACUAUAUAUAUUUUCACAUCUGCCUGUCUGUCACAUUAUUAAUUUAUAUGAUUACUAAUAAUUUUAUAUUAAAUUCUAAAUUAGUGUUUCUAAAAAAUCGUACCAAUUUUUCGUUUAAAAAUGUAAGUUUCUAAAUGUAGUAAAAUUUAUUUUUUUUCUUUAGAAAAUAAUGCAAUUAUUUUUGAUUAUCAUUUAAAAACCAUUAAAAUACUCGAGUAAAUGAAAUAAAUUAUUUGGUUGUUACUUUGUAUACAAAACUUGACAUUAAACUCCAUGCUGAUAACAUUAUUAAUACAACGUCAACCACACUGGGAUUAAACUCUCGUGUAAAGAUUCUUAUAAUACUCAUGCUCUUAAAUUAUUGUAUUACUCAAUGGUACAAUUAAAAUUAGAAUAUGCAAAUUUAAAAUGAUACACCGAUUCUAUAACUCAAAAUCAGUAUUUAUCUGUUUUAUGUUAACAAUGUAUUGAAAGAAGGUGUAUAGAUCUCAUCCUUCUGAUUACAAUAUUGUAAAUAGUUUUUUUCUCAAUUUCAAUAAUAAUAAAAAAAAAAGAAGAUAUAAACUAUUAAGUUUAAAAUGUCUUCACAAAUUGCUAACUAAUAUUAUAGAUACAAACCAUUAUUUUAUCUACCAAAUAUAUGUUAUUUUCCCCAUCCAAUAUAUUAAUGUCUAUAGAAAAUAUAAAUAACUUAGAUUUCAUUCUCCACUUAAAGAUCUUUGUAUAUUUAUUCAGUAACAUUCUUUUUUCUUUUUUUAUUAUAUAUAUAUAUAUAUAUAUAUAUAUUCUCUCAUCCUCUUUUUGUACUCAUUUUUUAAAUUGGAAUUUAUUCUGCAAUAAACAAUAUUAUCACUAUUAUUAUCAAAUAAAAUAUGUGUCAUCUUUUAUAAAAUUAAAUUCCAUAUUUUUUUAGUGAGAUGUUAAACCUUAAUAUAAGGAUUAAUAUACAUUAAUACAUUUUAAAUUAUUAGAUAAAAUACAAUUUUGAGAACUAAAAUAGUUUUUAUAAUAUACACAGUGCUAUAACACCUAAUUGGGACAAUUUCUGUUAAUCAUAACUAUUUAAUAUAAUUAAAUUAUUUUUCUAUUAUUGCUUAUAUUUUUAGUGUAGGAGUAAUUUAAUAAACUCAUUAGUCAAAAGAGACUAUUUUUCAGAUGAUUUAUUUGUUUCAACUGGUCUUAACUAAUCAACUAGUUUAUGUGGCAUAAAUCUGAAAUCUCUAACCCCUUUGAAACAAAAUAAUUCAUAAAUUUAUAUAUUAUUAUUAACUAUAUUAAAUGAAAAAAUGUCAAUAUGAUAUUUUUAAAAGCUAAUUAUUAUAUUUUAUUUAAUAUUAAUAAAAUAUAACUUCUAUUUUGUUUAAAUAUUGCAAUUUAGAAUACUCUAAAUAUAAAAACUAUUUACCUUGUAAAUCCUUAAAUUCGUGUAAAUAAAACAAUUUGAACUAUAUUCAUACCAAACCUGAAUUUAAAAUAUUUUAAUAUUACGAUUUAGGCUAUGCAUUAAUAUUGGGUAAUUUUCUGAGAAAACCUUAAGUGAAUUCAAUUUUUGUUUUUUAAUCAGUGGAAUUAUUUAAGUUUUAUUUACUCCCCUCUCCUUUAAGACUUGGAUUGGAAUACAGAAUAUUUAUUUAGCAAUUUUAAUAUGCAUAACGCUAAUAUCAGAUUCAUUGUUUAUGAUUUAUAAUAGUUUAAAGUAUAGACUGGAGAGGUAGGGAAAGGUUAUAAAUUGAUACCACUUUAAUAAUCUCCAAGUCCAAACUUUAAGAUUUUCAUGAUAAAUGAAUCACUGUAUAUAUAUUUAGAUAUAAUAUACACAGUUGGAUUUGGUAUUUAGACACAUACAAACAAAUGUUGGGUUUUCAAAUUUCUUUUUAUCAGUUUCCCGUAUUAUUUUUAGUAUCAAUGAAUAAUAAAAUACCUGUAGUUCAGAAAUGUAAAGUUCAAAAACUGAACAUUAAUAGGUGAAUUUUAAACAACUCGACCCAUCUCUAUUGAUAAUUUAUUAUGGUUAAUUAUAAAUUAUAAUACCUUUACUUUAAUAUUAUUAUUAUAUAAUUCAGUAGUUAUGUAUGUAUGUAUAAUGCAUAUAAUACUUAUUUAUUGUUUUAUUAUAGUAAAAAUCAUUCUAUUAAAAACAAUUUUAUUUCAGGAGGUUAUAAAUAAUGAUGAUGAUGAUGAUGAUGAUGAUGAUGAAGAUGAUGAUGAAGAUGAUGAUGAUAAUAACAGUGUUCGUAAUACUGAACCAGAUAUUACAGAUGAUUCAUCAAAUGAAACAAAUCAACUUCAAGAUAUAAACCCACCAAUUAUACCAAGAUCCAUUAGAGAAAUUCAUUUUGAAAUCAAUCCCAUCCAGGAUUUCCGACAUUUUGAACUGAAUGUACCUCAAAUAUUGAUGUCAAUGUCGAGAAUAUCGCAUGAAUUAUUUGAAGAUACACAUCCACCUUCUCCCUAAAUAAUAGUCUAUUCUAUGUAUGUAUGUAUGUAUGUAUGUAUGUAUGUAUGUAUGUAUAUAUAUUAUUUUAAUGAGUUAACUACAAAUUUUAAAAAAAGGAACAUUUAUUAUAUUAUACAAAUUUAAACAUUUUUACAAGGUUCAUAUGAUUUUAAUAAUUGUGCUACAUUAAUUAAGUAAAAUCCAAUUAAUGCUCCCAAUGCUGACCCAAUUUGUGUGAUGCAACCGUAGUGGAAAAGUCUUCUGUUACCUUCAUUACGCAGUAUGGCUGCAAUUGAUAGUUUCACAUAAGAAGCACAUCCAAAGAAUAAAACCCACAUAAACACCUAAAAUAUUAUAAAAUAAGAUUAUACAUUUUUAAAUAGUUAUUAAAAUGUAUGAUAGAAAUUGGAAAGAAAACUAGUUUCCUUGUAAUUAAUCUUAAAUUAGCAUAACUUUUACCUUUUGUUAUUGGUGUUCGCUACACUUUUAAUUAUUUUACUAUACCAUAUAUUAAUACUCCCAACUAAUACAAAAUUAUUUUAAUCAUUUCUUAGGUAAAAUUGUAGUUUAAAACAAUUAAUUAUAUAAAUAAAAUAUUAGAUUCCAUUAUAUAUUUUAUAAGGUAUUCAAAUAUCAUUAGUUAGUAUUAAGUAAAGUACUGUAAAUUUGGUUUAUAUUAGUGAUGCUAAUCAUUUUUAAUUUUUUACAAACUAUUAUACAAAAAAAAAAAACAGUAAAACCUCGAUUAAUUGUCAUUCUCAUUGACUCAUGAAGUUAAUAAUCGAAAAUUUGAUUAAACCAAGAAAUUAACUUUUUAAAUUUACUACUCAUGCAUACAUAUAGUUAACAAUUAUUGUUUUUCGAAAAGUCUGUUUAUUUUUUUUUUGAUCAUACCACGUACUUUUUGGCUAUCAUAUCUCUUCUAUUCUUUCAUGAGUAGAGAACUACACAUUAUCAUUGUUAUUAUAGUUAAAAAUAAUCUACUUGAAAAAUAAUCAUUUGUUAUUGAUUUGUCAAUGAUGGUUUGUCUGUUUCGUAUGACUAUUGCAUGUAGUUGUAUCUAUUCUUUGGACAAUAGCUAUGAGGCUCGGCACAAAACCGCUGAUACCCUCUCCGACUAUGUACAUAACUAAAUAUAUGUCUUAAUAAUUGCCCUAAGAUGGUAUAAAUAAUACAGAACUAGUACAUCCAACUAACGCCAUAGUGAAUAUUAAUAUACACAAAACUAUACUGUGUAGUACUUUUUGGCUGUCAUAUCUCUUCUAUUCUCUCAUGAGUAGUAGCAGUUAAUCAAGGUCCUACUGUAUAACUAUAUUGGCCAUUGUUUUGUAUAAUAUUAAGACACUAUACCUGUGUUAUACCUAUUUUAGUUCAACCAAUAGGCAACAGUAAAAUUGUGAUGUUUAGGUUAAAAACAUGAAUAGUGUCUUAACCUAGUUUAUGUUUUAAAUACUUUUAAAAAAUGGUAUACAUAUUUUGUAGUUUUUUACUGAUAAUUUAGUAUGUUUAGUUUAGCUAUAAAGUAUUGUAAUUUAUAUGAUACUUGCAUUAUAAUGUGAAUUUUAUAUAAUAUUAAUAUUUGUUGUUCAUGAUAUAAUUAAAUUAUUAAUUUAUAUAUUUACAUAUUAAGUGUGUGUGUAUUCACUCCUAUAGAAAAAUAAAUAAUAUAAAGCUUUCAGAAAUAUAUUGUUUUUAACUUACAAUUAAAAUCGCUCCUGUAUUUGUGUUGUAGAGAGGCGAUGUUGGACUUGUAAAGGCAGUCAUCAACAUGUAUAUUAUUGAUAUUAAACAAACACUGCAUAAUAUGAAUAUCACAUGUUUAGAUGUUCGAUUUGUAUAAUACGCAAUAAAACACGCUAUAGGAUUUGCAAUAUUAGAUAAAUUGGUUGCCAAGUGAUAUGCCAUAUAUCCAUACGGUAAACAAGAGUAUGAUUGAAUGCUUGGCAAUAAUCCAUUUGCAAAAAAUACAAUUACACCUAGUAUUGCUAAUAACAAUUUGUUUAAAUGAUUAUUAACUUUGGUUAUAUUACUAUUAUGAACUUCAACACUUUCUGAUUUUGUUUGAAUUUUUUCCUUUUUACAAGUUGGUGAAUAUUCAAGACAUAAAUAAGAUACUGUGCUACCACACAUUAUCAUUCCUAUUAUAGUAAAAAAUAAUCCACUUGAAAAAUAAGCAUUUGUUAUUGAUUUGUCAAUUAUGGUUUGUCCGUUUCGUAUGACUGUAUUGCAUGUAGUUGUACCUAUUCCUUGGACAAUAGCUAUGAGGCUCGGCACAAAACCGCUGAUACCCUCUCCGACCAUGUAUGUAACUAAAUAUAUGUCUGAAUAGUUGCUUAAUGACGGUAUAAAUAAUACAGAACUAGUACAUCCAACUAACGCCAUAGUGAAUGUUAAUAUACAUAAAACUAUACUGUGUGGUUGACCAAAAAUUUCACCAGAAAUAUUGUAGAACAUUGCCAUUAAGAACACGGAUAUGAUACCUAGCAUGAGUAUGAAUAUGGUCAAUGGUCUAUCAAAUCGAUUCCCAUAUUUCUUGCGCCAUAGGCUGUACAGUAAUGGACCCAAAUUACCGAUUUGUAUUGCGAUUGAUAUGUAUGAUGGUAAAUUCCAUCCUUCUGGUGCACUUUGAACAAGCAAAGGCAAUUGUGUAUACAAACUAUUGACCAGUAUCCAAGAUCCUACUCCAAACAUGCACGUCAAUAGAUCCAAAAACCUGUUGGAAGAAAUAUGUGUUGAUAUAAAUUUUAAUUCAAUUACAACAAAAUAUUAUUGUUGUUUUCAAAUUAUGUAAACUGAAUAAUACAUACUUAAUUUAUAAUUGCACUCAUUGUUUUAAUGUAAAGAAAAAUAAACAAAAUUGCAAUUUCUAAUUUUAGUUAUUAAUAAAAUAAAUUUAAAGCAUAUUUAUAAUAAAAAACUUACCAUUUUCGUUCAACUAUAGAGUUUGUUUCUAAGCUGUAUACUUUCAUUCGUUUAUGUUUUAAAUAAGUAUUUUCAUCAACCCUAAAAAAAUAUCAAGCAUAAUCAAUACCAUAAAUCAGUUAGGUGCUUAGUGAAUUGCUAAAAUUAUAAAAAAUAUUUUUUUUUUUUUUUUAUUACAAAAAAAUUGUUU
Messenger RNA from Cinara cedri, 8074 nucleotides. Lineage: Eukaryota; Metazoa; Arthropoda; Insecta; Hemiptera; Aphididae. The record is from the annotation of a GenBank genome assembly.